Molecule: messenger RNA, 1041 nt
Organism: Ipomoea nil (Japanese morning glory)
Lineage: Eukaryota; Viridiplantae; Streptophyta; Magnoliopsida; Solanales; Convolvulaceae
Product: thioredoxin-like protein CITRX, chloroplastic
Exons: 6
Coding region: 348-896 (182 amino acids)
Biological process (GO): cell redox homeostasis; plastid organization
Cellular component (GO): thylakoid
Molecular function (GO): protein-disulfide reductase activity
Source: RefSeq, a predicted model, not a curated record
AAACUAUCUUUUAUCCAGGAUAUUUCAUCCUCAGCCACUGUCGCCGGCCGCUUCUUUACGAACUAUAGUCACUCUCAUUCCCUCACCCUCUAGCCCUGGCCACUGUCGCCGUCCUCCACUCCCCCACUAGCUCUCGCCCUAGGUCAGCACCCGCCUGAAGCAUCAUCGUGUGAGUUUCAGCCAAGCUUUCACCGCUCUAUCGCUCUAUCUGUCGCGAACCACUGCUCUGUCCUCUGCGCCUCUGCCUCUGCCUCGCCGGUUUCCCGGCUUCGUCUUCAACCGUCAUCUGUCGUCGGCUCCGUCUUCACCCUCAGCCCUCAGUUAGUUGCUAAGGAAGCUUGAAAAGAAUGCUGCAGUUAGCCGCCGCUGGCUGUCUCUCAGUUCGGUCUGCAGCACCACUGGUUGCGUCUCCCCAAUUGCAGUUUUGUUCAAAACCCAAAAAUUGUCUCUUGUCGAGAACCCCUGGUUGGAAUUCUUGGAGUCCUGCCAUUAGAUCCUCUCCACUAUUAUCAACCUCAAGAAAGUCCAUUUGCAGACCGCCCUUGGGGAAAUAUGUCAGAGAGGAUUACCUUGUGAAGAAGCUCUCUGCCAAAGAGAUCCAAGAGCUGAUAAAGGGAGAAAGGAGUGUGCCAGUGAUUAUUGAUUUCUAUGCAACGUGGUGUGGUCCUUGUAUACUGAUGGCUCAAGAACUUGAAAUGCUUGCUGUAGAGUAUGAAAGCAAUGCAGUUAUUGUGAAGGUUGACACAGAUGAUGAAUAUGAAUUUGCACGUGAAAUGCAGGUUCGAGGAUUACCUACAUUGUAUUUCAUCAGUCCAGAUUCAAACAAAGAUGCAAUCAGAACUGAAGGUCUCAUCCCAAUACAGAUGAUGAGGGAUAUCAUUGAUAAUGAAAUGUAAUCGAUUGUAGCACCCAUUACUCAUGAGGCCUCUAUUUCUAAUUGUAACAAAAUUCAAUUUCAUGUUACUCGCUUUAGAAGCCUUAUUUCGUAGAAAGAAUUAAAAGAAAAAUCUGCAAUUCUUAUUAUUAUACCAAAAAUAUAUA